Molecule: messenger RNA, 483 nt
Organism: Histoplasma capsulatum G186AR
Lineage: Eukaryota; Fungi; Ascomycota; Eurotiomycetes; Onygenales; Ajellomycetaceae
Exons: 4
Coding region: 1-483 (160 amino acids)
Source: RefSeq, a predicted model, not a curated record
AUGCCAGGUACGAAAGAAAGAAAGAGAGAAAGGAAUAAAGAAAGAAUAAAAGAAAUAGAAAGUGAGAAUCAGAUCUUGUCAGAACUCGAUGUGACAACCACUGAGAACGCACAAGAGAAAGAGAAUUCAUGUAUCGAAGUGAGAGGUAUCAGCCACGCAUUUUGCAGCCCUGGGCCACGCUGUCUGUGCACACUUCCAUCAAUGCACAGUGUGUACAUUAUAAUAUCUAUUGCACCAGGAGACGGCUGGCUCAAAAUCGGUGACAGAAACGAGCUUAGCACCAACUACGACGAUAGCAGCCAGCUCGCGAUUUCUCGCAUUAUUACCAUUGUUUGGUCUAAAUUACUUUUGAUUCCUGGAGUCCUGGACGAUCUGCUGCAUUGUGGCUCUCCAGAGCUGCAAGAGUAUCAAUUCCAACACGAGGCUGCUGAGCUACCUGACCCAGUACUUUACCGCCAAUUGCUUGGGAACAGCUGGAAAUAA